Molecule: messenger RNA, 1128 nt
Organism: Colletotrichum higginsianum IMI 349063
Lineage: Eukaryota; Fungi; Ascomycota; Sordariomycetes; Glomerellales; Glomerellaceae
Product: GTP cyclohydrolase II
Exons: 14
Coding region: 1-1128 (375 amino acids)
Source: RefSeq, a predicted model, not a curated record
AUGCAUGGAGUAGAUGGCUGCCUCGCCGUGGAAACAGGAGAAGCUUUUACCACACGAGCUUUCCAGCUAACCAUGUGCAGCGGUGGCUCUUAUUCCAUCUACUAUGCCCUGGCCGUUGCUAGCAAGCAACUCAACCUAGAACACAGACCCGACUUCACCAACACGGAGCCUGCAGCUAACAUCGGCCCCUUCCCUCAAUGGGGAGAUCCAAAGAAGAUCGUGGCCAUGGAUCCAUGGGGUCACCUGGCUCCUUGGCUCUUCAAAGACACUAUUGAGAAGCAAAACGUUGACAUUCGCCCGACAAUUGCCAUCACGAAGGCACACAUGAAGCUUCCUGAACUAGAGGAGAGUGUCAAGAGCGGGCGACUUGUCCCCGACGGCAAGGUCUGCCUCAACAAGUUCGGAGAGCUUGCCGUGACUAAGUUCGCCGUUGAGCCGGUCUGGUAUCUUCCUGGCGUAGCUGAGAGAUUUGGCAUCGACGAGGGCGCCCUGAGGCGAUCUCUCUUCGAGCAUACCGGCGGCAGCUAUCCUGAGCUCAUCACCAGGAAUGAUAUCAAAGUUUUUCUACCACCCAUCGGUGGGCUUACUGUAUACUGCUUCGGCGACCCGGCCAAGAUGUCCGAUGAGUCGGUGCGGCUGGCGCUGCGCAUCCACGAUGAGUGCAACGGUAGCGAUGUCUUUGGUUCCGACAUCUGCACAUGCCGUCCUUAUCUCAUCUUUGGGAUUGAGGAAGCGGUCAAAGAGGCUCAGAACGGCGGCAGCGGUGUAGUCAUCUACUUUCGCAAGGAGGGCAGAGCCCUCGGCGAAGUCACCAAGCGGGGUGAAGACCGAGCGUCCGACUACUUCAAGAGAACAGAAAACAUAGCUGGAGUGAAGGACAUGCGUUUCCAGGCGCUGAUGCCUGAUAUCUUGCACUGGCUCGGAAUUCGCAAGAUUGACAGGAUGCUAAGCAUGAGCAAAAUCCCUAUACACGAACGCGUCGAGCUGCCCGAAGAACUGAUCCCGGCAGACUCUCGGGUCGAGAUCGAUGCAAAGAUCACCGCCGGUUACUUCACUGCCGGGAAGCGCAUGACGGAGGAAGAGCUGAGGGCUGUACAGGGCAGAAUGUGGGAAGAUCUUGAUCACUGA